Messenger RNA from Hyla sarda, 6514 nucleotides. RefSeq names its product KIAA0319 ortholog. The transcript has 21 exons. Gene Ontology annotation, cellular component: cytoplasmic vesicle; plasma membrane. The coding region runs from base 520 to 3723 and encodes 1067 amino acids. NCBI's taxonomy places the organism in Eukaryota, Metazoa, Chordata, Amphibia, Anura, Hylidae. The record is from RefSeq and is a predicted model, not a curated record. Gene Ontology annotation, biological process: negative regulation of dendrite development; neuron migration.
AGCCCUGAGAUUUAAGAAUGGGCAAUUUAGUUGUCACCUGAGUGCAGGUGCCCGAAGGAGUCAUAGGAUCCCACUGAAGAUAGCAAUGUUUUCCACAGUGGUUUAGCUAGAAAUUUAUUUCUGCCAUCCUCUGCAUUAAAAACAUAUGUUUCAGAUCUUUACCAAUAACCAUGAUGUGUGAUUGUUACCAUCAGUGAUCAUCCCUUCCUCUGAUUUAUCACCAUUUCAUCCACACCAGCAUCACAGCCCUCCUUGUCUCCUCCAAAGAGCAUUGCCUAUACCAGCCCCACCUCCACCCCCUGCAGCGACGGCUGCUCCACCACUCCCCUUACCUCCAGCCCAUCUGUGAACAAGAGAAAAGAGAUAGAGAGGAAGACAUCAGACAGCUCCAGAUAUACAGCUGAGCAUCUAACAAGCAGAAACCUGAAUCCUCACACAUGCAUCACUCAGCAUCUUAUUCUCGACAAUCCAGAAUAUGAAUAAUACGCAGGAAAAGGUGUUUACUGAUAGCACACAGUAAUGGCACUUAGCAUCAUGACCCUAUGUAUAUACACACUCUUUAUCUGGCUGUGCACAAUUGCUGGCCAUCUAUGUGACCAAUGCAGAGAAGGUGCCGUUCUCACGAAUGCAGCUAUAUCACCUAAUCUGCAGAAGACACACCUAAAGAGAGUGCCAAAUGCUAGAACUAUGUCUGACUGCAUUAUGGCUUGUUGUAACCAUUCCAGAUGUGACCUCUCCUGGAUGUUGGGCAGGCAAUGCUAUAUAGUGAACUGUCAACAUAAAGAGAGUUGUGAACCCCAAAAAGUAGACCACAUGCAGACUUACUUAACUUUCGUCUUGAGACCAUCUCCAAGAUUUAUUCCAUUUGCACUCUAUGAGAAUAUUCCAACCAAUCAAGAAUAUUCAUUGACUGAUCAAGGUGAGGAGGAGGAGGAUAUGGCCAGUUUUAAAGAUCUCUCUUCACUGAUUAAGAAUCCGAACUUUGAAGAUCUAACCGACUACGCAGAUGACUACGUCGGCCCCCAGUUAGAUUUACUUCAUCUAAAUGCUAAGGAAGGGGACAAAGUAAGACCUGACUUGGACUACCUAGGUUGGAUUUUACCUGACCUUAAGAAGAACACCACUACCGUAGAAAUUGGCAGACGCGAGGAUGAUGAUGAGGUAAUAGAGCCCCCAAGGGAAGAGUCCUUGACUAAAGGGAAUGUCAACCACAUACCUGAGACACCAUCAGGAGAUUCAUUUUCAACUACAACUGAGAUGGUGUUGACAAGUCCAGUGGAAACGACAGAGGCCUUUGCAGGAGAGCUUCCAACUCUUUUACCUAAUUCCACUUUGGAGAAAUAUGUCUCAUCAGAAGUUCUUGGAAAAAACGAAAAACAAGGAACUUUUCAGUCUGUCCUAGAGCCACUGGGGAACACAGUAUAUAUGAAUACCACUGCAGCGACUGAUCCCUCUGUCACAAAUAACGCAGUAUACACCUCUAUGGCAGACAGUCCAGGGAAUGAACUCACAGUGACUACUGCAGGCAACAUUGAAGUGACUUUGCCAACUCAUGAAGUUCAGCUUAACGUGUUUGUGAGCCCUGAAGCACAAGCAGAUGCGCCUUAUACGUAUGAUUGGAAGCUGAUAUCACAACCUGCCGCUUUUCAGGGUGAACUGAAAAUGUCAAAUACAAGAUCACCUACACUGUCCAAACUUACAGCAGGCCUGUAUUCACUGAGUGUGUCUGUGUCGAAAGAAAAUGUGGUUGGAGAAGGAUUUGUUAACAUUACUGUCAAGCCAGCUGCCAGAGUUAAUCUGUCUCCAGUUGCGGUUGUAUCUCCAAAAAAGCAGGAAGUAUCAUUCCCUACUACAUCUGCCUAUAUUGAUGCCAGUCAAAGCACAGAUGAUGAUAAAGUAGUAGCAUACCACUGGGAACAGAUUGGAGGAUCAUUACAAGAAAUGAAGACAGGAGAAGAUAAUCCAGUUUUGCAUCUAUCUAACCUGGUACCUGGAAACUAUACCUUUAGGUUAACUGUGGAGGAUACUGAUGGAGCCACAAAUUCUACUGACGCCUAUGUUAUAGUGAACAAGGUUGUGGACAACCCACCCAUUGCCAAUGCUGGACCUAAUCAACUCAUAACCCUUCCUCAGAAUCACAUCUUUCUGAAUGGUAAUCUGAGCAGCGAUGACCAUCAGAUCAUCAGCUAUGAGUGGUCUUUAAGUCCCAGUAGUACAGCAAGGCAAAUGACCAUGAAGGGUGUGCGGUCUCCCUAUCUUCAAGCUACAGCUAUGCAGGCUGGGGAAUAUACCUUUCAGUUGACCGUGACUGAUUCUUCUAACCAGCAAGCCACUGCUCAAGUCACUGUCAUUGUGCAACCAGAGAAUAACAGUCCACCAGUUGCAGAUACUUGUCUUGAUAAAGAAAUAAUUUUCCCAGUGGAAUCUACAACAUUGGAUGGAAGUAAAAGUAGUGAUGACCAUGGCAUUGUUUUCUAUAAAUGGGAAGAAAUCAGUGGACCAUCUGCAGUGACCAUUCAGGACAGUGAUAAACCAGUGGCUGUUGUCACUAACCUUCAGCUUGGUACAUACCACUUUCGGUUGACAGUCAAAGACCAUCAAGGAUUAGAGAGCUCAGCUGUUCUCUCAAUAACGGUUAAAGAAGGAAAAAACAGCCCUCCUAAAGCUAAUGCUGGUGGGACACAUGUUCUUGUGCUUCCUAAUUGUUCCAUUUCACUAGAUGGAUCGAAAUCUGUUGAUGACCAGGGUAUACUGUCAUAUGAAUGGACAAGAGAUGGCCAAAGCCCCGCAGCUGGGGAUGUGAUUGACUCAUCUGGGAAUAAACCAGUUCUACAACUCACCAAUCUGGUAGAAGGAAUAUAUCUAUUUCAUUUGAAGGUCACAGAUGCCAAAGGAGAUUCUGAUAUUGACACAGCAACAGUGGAAGUGCGUCCUGAUCCAAGAAAAGAAAACUUGGUGGAGCUGAUUUUAGAAGUGGCUGUCAGUCAGCUAAGUGAACAACAGAAAGACACUUUAGUGAGACAGCUGGCUGUCCUGCUCAAUGUUCUGGAUUCUGACGUGAAGGUUCAGAAGAUACAAGCACAUUCAGUUAUAAGCACUGUGAUUCUCUUCUAUGUUCAGAGUGGUCAUCCUGUUAAAAUAAGAAAGUCAAUCGAUGUUGCACACACACUACAGAAGCAGCUUUUAAAGGAAAAGGCAGAUUUUCUAUUUUACAACGUGCUCAGAGUGGACACAGCUGUGUGUCUUCUAAAAUGUUCGGGCCAUGGGCACUGUGAUCCAAUAACAAAAUCCUGUAUUUGCUAUCCAUUUUGGAUGGAGAACUGGUUACGAAGAUAUGUCAGUGAUGGAGAGAGCAAUUGUGAAUGGAGUGUUCUCUACAUCAUUGUACUAACAUUUGCCUUGGUUGCAUUCCUAAUGGGACUUACAUGGGUCUGCAUGUGUUGCUACAAAAGCCGCAAAAGAACAAAAAUACGGAAAAAAACGAAGUAUACAAUUCUUGAUAAUUUUGAUGAGCAAGAAAGAAUGGCAUUAAGACCCAAGUAUGGUAUAAAGCACAGAAGCACAGAACAUAACUCCAGCCUUAUGGUUUCAGAGUCUGAGUUUGACAGUGACCAAGACACAAUUUUCAGUCGAGAUAAAGUGGACCAAGAUAACCCCAAAAAUGUUUCCAGUGGUCCCCUCAAAAAUGGUGCACCUUUUAAUUUCAGCUCAAAGUGCAGAUAAACUUUUGUCAGUGGGUAAAUAAAUGGAUUUUUCAGGAAAAUAUAUUUGACCAAAACCAAGGAUAUUAAUGUUUACAAUUUCAUUGCUUACAUAUUCAAGUAAAUAUCAACAUUUGAACACCUAUUACCACUUACACAGAUAUAACCUACAUACAAACUUGAGUAAGGGUGCGACCCCAUUAUAAUUAUGCAAUACAGCUGCCGGACAGACCGCGGUUUUCAGUCCGGCAAUAAAAACUGAUACGGUUAAAAAUGAGCCGACUCGAGUCACUAUCUGAUUUAGUUCGGCUCAUUUAAAUGAAUGGGAUACGCCAGGGAUACGGUAGGGUCAGGUUUGAUUGGAUCCCACAGCUGCUUUGUAUAAUUGUAGUAAGAUUGUAGCCUUACUUUGGCUGCAUUCCCACCACGUGUGUCCGCUGCACAGAUACGAUUUCAGAAGCUCAAAUUGUCUGAAAUUGUAUUUGUGUACAGACAUAUACGGGCCCAUUUCCCAUUAUGGGGCUGCAGACUCGAUCGUAGUCUGCUAGUGAUCAUGAUCUGGUCAUUUUCUCAGCAUGUCAGAUUUUUUACAUAGACUGAAAAUCGUGGUCUGCCAUGACAGGCUGGGAGGUGGGAGUGAGCGAGAAGGCUUGCCGUGGCAGUUCUUCGCAUCUAAUACAGCUGACAGAUUCCCUACUGGAAUUUGUUUUGCUUAGAAAGUGCAGUAUAAGCUAUUAUUAGAGAAUGAUUUAGAGGUUCUUGUGUAGUUCUUCUCCUUACCUGUGUUAACGGAUGUGGCAGGUAUGGGGCAGGCUCCAUGUUGGAUGCACAGAGAAUCUGUGACUCCUCUGGCCUUGGCUGAGGUGUUUGAUUAUUAAAUCUGGUCAUCUCAUCAGGCUGCUAGAUCACCCAGCUGAAUGUAAUAGACUCAAAAGUUGGUUUGGGUCAAUUCACAUUACAAGCAGAUUUCAUGAGUUUUCUUACUCAGUGCUUUUUUCAGAGAAACAUUACCAUGAGACAAAAGUGAUUUCACCUAUAAUCACAAUUAAGGAUAGGGGAUAAGUUUCAGAUCGCGGGGGAGUCCGACUGCUGGGGAACCCCAGGAUCUCCCCUACGGGGCCCUCGGCUCUUAGCAGAAAUAACGCGUUUUGACCGCCGCAUGAGGCAGCGGCCGACACGCCCCUUCAAUACAUUUCUAUGGCAGAGGCUGAGACUGACCAAUGCAGUGCUCCAACUCUCCCAUAUAGAUGUAACGAGGGGGCGUGUUGGCUGCCGCGUCAUGCAGUGGCCGGACGCCCCCCUGGCCGCUGAAUGCCAGGACCCCAUACGGGAGAUUGCGGGGGGCCCCAGCAGUUGGACCCCCGCGAUAUCUGAAACUUAUCCCCUAAGUUUCAUAUCCCGGAGUACUCCUUUAAGGUGUUUUAUGAAGAUUUAGGCUGUGAUCGCGCAUUAGAUUUUAAUUGCAUUUUAGCUGUUUUUGCAGCAAGUUUUCAAAUUCUUGGGUAAAAAUGACACAUUUUACUGUAUUUUGCAGAAAUGCAGUACAGUAUCUCCAUUUUUGACAUGGUUUGGGGAAAAACACAGCAAUAUGUGUGAACAUAGCCUCAAGGGAAGUGUAUUACUAUAAAUUCUAAUUUUUAUAGAGAUAGCACGUAUACAGAUCUGGGUGAGGAAGGGAUUUGGUAGGUGAGUAUGUCAUACUGUAGUCCACAAGAAGUCAAAACCCAUUAGGCACAGUAACUUUUUUUGAGUCAGACUGCUGAUCACAUGAUUCAUUUAGAGUAAAAAAAUGUAUAGAUGCAGCAGUGCUGGAAUAAAACAAAUGGCGCUGUAGGACUAGUGAUGGUGAGUUUGCAUAGUAUGGGCAAAAAUAACUCCAAAACACUGGAGUGCUCCUUUAAAUUAUUUUAGAAUAAAUUUUGUCUGACAUAGAAAAAAAAAUUGUGACCAGAAAUUAUCAGCUCAUGAGAAAAGAAGUGACUUUCCAAAAAGUAAACCAUAUGGUCACAGAUAUGAGAGACUAUGGACAAUGUGGUCCAUAUCACCUUCUCACUUGUCAUAGUGUUUGCCUAUGGGCCUUACCCAGGGCAAAAUUUAAACAUUAUGUAGGUAAGGGCCAGUUCACACUAUGUUUGGAGUUUACCGUUGUCGGAUCCAGUUGGGAGGAGCGAAAACCGUCCGCUCCAGUACCCCAGCCGGAUUCGGACGGAACCCCAUUCAUUUCAAUGAGCUGACCGGAUUCAAGUGCCGAUUCUGGUUUUUAGGUCCGGUGGUAAAACUGUAUAUGGCGUUUGACUGCGGUCGGCUCAUUGAAAUGAAUGGGGUUCUGGCCAGAUCCGGCUGGGGUACGGGAGCGGACGGUUUUCGCUCCUCCCAGCCGGAUCUGGCACCUGUACACUACAAACCCACCCUAAGUUGCCUUUUUCCUCAUGACCAGGAAUUCCCUUUAACAUUGUGGCUAAGGGAUUUGAGAACUGAAUAUUUGUCUGAUACGGAGAACUUUUUUUUCUUUUUAAAUGUGAGCUAUCUAGCAUUUUAUUGUAUAUUUUUCAACCGAGUAUUCUACUUUUACAGGUGUCUCGAGAUACGAUAUUUACAGUCAUAAUACCACUAUGUAAAGGUGUAUGCCAGCUCUACUAUGUAUAUAUAGAGUACAUGAAAUGUAGUCAUAUGGGAAUAUGUCCUAACAUAUGAUGUUUUCGAAUACUAAUCCAGUAAAAGUUUGUACUGUUAACAAUAUUUGGUCUCUGGUGUUGUCCAAAUCCGCACAUUAGAGAAAAUAAUAAAGAUUUGUAAUAAAUUACUGAACUGUC